CGUGCGCCCAGAGCGCUGCGGGCACAGUCCCAACCCUCGUCGACCGUCAGUAAGUCCCUCCUUCCGCGGCGCGCGGUCUAAGGGAUGACGAACCCAAGAGACUCGCUCCCAACACGAAGCCGAAAUCCCCCUCCUCCAGGCCUUGUUCUGGGGAAAUCCUAGCCCCUUCCCCCACUUCUUUGGCCCUUCUUCCUGCCCGGGAGGAGCACGGCCGCCGAGCGGCGAGGAGCACGCGGUUGGCGAGCGCUGCGGAGUAGGGCAGUCCCCGAACUUUCUCUCUCGGCCUCGGGGGCCCGCGGUGGCUUUCCCGGCAGCGCAGCGGGCAGACCUGCUCUCUCGGGCCCGGGACCGACUCUGGGCCGCACGCGGCCGAGACGAGACUCCGCGGGCUGCAGCCGCGCCCCCGAGCGCGCCGCGUGGAGGGAGACCCCCCCCCCUGCCCCCGAGCAGUUCCCCGCGGCCUCGCGCGCCUCGGACAGCAGGAGUCGUGAGCGCGGAGCAUGGCCGGCUUCUCGCUCGACCCGCUGCGGUCGCGGCCUCUGGGUCUCCCCGACCUGGUCCUCGCCGCGGUGCUGCUGCUCCUGGCCCUGUACCUGCGCGCCCGGAGGACCAGGAGACCUGGUGAGCCUCCAUUGAUAAAAGGCUGGCUUCCUUAUUUUGGAGUGGCCCUGCAGUUCCAAAAAGAUCCCUUAGGUUUCAUAAAAACACUUCAAAAGCAGCAUGGUGAUAUUUUCACUGUUCUCCUUGGAGGAAAAUACAUAACAUUUUUCCUGAACCCUUUCCAGUACCACUUAGUGAUCAAAAAUUACAAACAAUUAUGCUUUAAAAAAUUUAGUAAUAAAAUGGUACAGAAAGUAUUUGGCAUUAAACAUCUGUUAACCAAUGAUGAUCUCAACAAUGAUCUUCAUGGCUGCUAUCAACAUUUACAAGGCAAAUCUUUGGACAUACUCCUUGAAAGCAUGAUGCAGAAUCUGAACCAAGUUCUUGAAUCCCAACUACUAACAGCCACAAGUUGGAACACAGCACAGCUGUUGACAUUCUGCAGCUCAGUAAUAUUUGAGAUCACAUUUACAACCAUAUAUGGAAAAUUCCUUGCUGCAGAUAACAAAAAAAUUAUUAGUGAACUAAGAGAUGAUUUUAUUAAAUUUGAUGAGAAAUUCCCAUAUUUAGCAUCAGACAUACCCAUUGAGCUUCUAGGAAAUGUCAAGUCUAUUCAGAAGAAGAUGAUAAAAUUCUUUACGUCAGAAAAUUUGGCUAAGAUACAAGGAUGGUCCCAACUUAUGCAAAUGAGGCAAGCCAUCCUGGUCAAAUACUAUGUGCCUGAGGACUUUGAAAUGGCAGCACAUCAUUUUGCCUUUCUCUGGGCCUCUGUGGCAAACAGUAUUCCAACUGCUUUCUGGGCCAUGUAUUAUCUUCUGCGGCACCCAGAAGCUAUGACAGCAGUGCGUGACGAAAUUGACCAUUUGCUACAGUCAACAGGUCAAAAGAAAGGUUCUGGAUUUUCCGUCCAUCUCACCAGAGAACAAUUGGACAGCCUGGUCUACCUAGAAAGCAUCAUUCUCGAAACUUUAAGACUGUGCUCGUUCUCCAGCAACAUCCGUUUCGUUGAGGAGCCCCUGGCUCUGCAGUCAGAGGCUGGGAAGUGGCUGCUGCGACAGGGAGACCUGGUAACCAUCUUCCCUCCAGCCUUACACAGUGACCCCGAAAUCUUUGAAGCUCCACAGGAGUUUAAAUUUGAUCGUUUCGUAGAAGAUGGUAAGAAGAAAACCACCUUUUUCAAAAGAGGGAAAAAGCUCAACCAUUACCUAAUGCCAUUUGGAUCUGGAAUCACCAAAUGUCCAGGCCGAUUUUUGGCAGUUUCUGAAAUGAAGCAAUUUUUGGCUGCCCUUUUAACUUACUGUGAUUUAGAAAUAAUUGACGAUAAACCUAUAGAGCUAAGCUUCAGCCGCAUGUUGUUUGGGAUUCAGUAUCCAAAUUCUGAUGUUUUAUUUAGGUACAAGGUAAAAUCUUAAGGAAGUUAAAAGGAAAGAAAAGGAAUCUAUCAAAACUAACCUAAAUAUCCUCAGUUCAUCUAUUUGUUUUUAAUUUCUGCAAAUGUAAUUGCUUUUUUGUUUGUCUGUUUGUUUUUAAAAUGCCAAUUUCAAUUUGAUCUGAGAUCACUCUAGUUUAUACUUGAUCACAAAGUACAUCAUAAAAUAAAACAGGAUGGUGGAAUGAAACUAGACAUCAAAAUCAGCAUAAUGAAAAGCUUAAAAUAGCUCUUUUUAGUUUCUACUCCCUGGGAUUUUCACCUGUCAGAGUAAAUGUACCUUCACAGCUGAUUUGGCUCUGUGGAAUUUUUAAGUCAUUCAAAUUCUUCUAUAAUAUUUGAAAAUACACUUAUGUACUGGAAAUUUGUGCUGGAAACGGACACAGUCUAACAAAUUCCCAAUUCUCAGAGAAGGAAAUUUAAUUUCCAGGAGACGCAUUGGAUAAAAAUGUUCCUUCCAAGUACAAUAUCAAUAGUAUCUAUAUUGCCAGGGUAUGUUUGCAUUAAAUGAGUUUUGCAGAAGAUUAAAUGCUUCAACUUCACUUAAUAUUUAAUCAUCCAUAAAUGCUCUUUAUUACUUUGAAUACUAUGGCUCGGUAGAACAAAAUUUCUUGUUGUAUAACACCUCUCAUAUUCAACUUAGAUACUGAUAAAAUUUAUUAUAUAAGAAAACACAAAACCCAAUAUAUAUUCAGCAGUUGCUCUAGACACUAGUGCUAGGUUUAUUGUAAGAGCAAAUGUUGAAAUCAUUAUAGCACUGAUUGUAGCAUUAGUGCAGAUUAUAAGGGUUUCAUGCCAAUAUUGCAGGAAACCCUUUCCUUAAUGCUUCCACUAAUGCAAACUGAGAAACUGAAUUUGGUUUUUGACAUCUCACUUUUUGGUCUUGGAGUUUAUUUGUAUUACUUUGAAUUGCAACAUUAUGUAAUACAGUGUAAUUUAAUAUGAUGAUAUAGCAUUGUGCCAAUGAUUCAAAGAUUUCUUAUAUUAGAUUUACCAAGUGAUUGGCUUGCAUCCGACAUAAUGAUGCUAUAUAUUAACAGGCAAGGAAGAGAUAAAAUUAUGUAUAAUAAAACCCAACUAAUUCAGACUCCUUUAAUUUCAACUUAUUAUAAUUCAGACUGGCAAUUUUUUAAAAAGGAAAUUAACUUUUAAAAUAUAAUAUUAUAUAAUUAUUUCACAUACUUAAUAAGUAAAUAAGAUUUUCUAGCUUUUUUUUCUCCUUCCUGAAGCACAUCCUCUGAAAGUUCCUUUCUGAAGAUCUGCCAGUAUAACCUCUGUUUUUGUUUGAUUGGGAUGUCUUUAUUUUUGUCCUUGUUCUGGAAAGAUGGUUUUUUUGGGUAUACAAGCCCAGGUUGGCAGUUGUUUCCUCACAGCAUUUUGAAGAUCUUACGUGUUCUUCAGACUCCCAUUGUUGUUAUUGAGAAUUUAGUCCUUAGUCAAUGUAAUUACUCCUUAGUAGGUAAUCUGCCUCUUCUUUCUGACUGCUUUACCAUGUUCUCUUUGUCUUUAAUGUCCGGAGGUUUCCCUACUGUUUAUGAGCAGAGAAGAAUAGUUUCCAUGUAUCACAUCAGGCUUCUUGAAUCCAAGAAUGGGAGUCAUUCAUCAUACAUAGAAUAUUCUUAGCUAUUAUCUCUUUGGAUAUUACCUUUCUUCCCUGUCUCUAUCCCAUGUUCUUUAAUUUAUUUCCCCCAUAUCACCUAUCUCAUUGUGUCAUAAACUUAAAUUCUAGGCAAUUCUGUAGAUCUCUCUUCCAGUUAUUCUCAGUACUGUGUCUGACCCACUCUUAACUCAUCCACUGAGUUUCUUUCUUCCUUCUUUAUAUUUUAACCUCUGGUUCAGAGGGUUGAGUAAUCAUACUCCUUAGACUUCUUAGUUCAUGUCACACAGUUAUCAUUGGUCCAAGCAAGGCCCCUCAGGUUUUAGUUACUAAUUCCAUUUUACCCCCAAUCUCCCCAACCAGGUACCUUCCAACCAUAGGCAACCAUUCUAAUGAGUUUGAUGUAAAUCUCUUUAUCUGCAUGUGUUUUUAAUAAGGCAUGUGCUACCUUAGGUGUGCAUGUGUUUAAUUCACACAAAUUUAUUUUCUAUCAAUCAUGUCCUUAAUUUUAUUUUCUAAGCUCUAUGUUUUUAAAGAUUUAUCCAUGUUGCUUUAGAUAUGUUUAAUCAAUUAUGUCUUACUGCUGCAUAAUAUUCCAUAAUGUGCUCCCACUAUGUUUUCAUGAUCUAUUCACCCAAUGAUGGACUUUUGAAUUGCUUCUGAACAUCCUCAUUCAUGCUGCCUUACGGAACUCUGGAAAUUUCUCUGGGAUACCUACCUGGGAGUAGAAUUGCUGGGCAGGGGUAUACUUAUACUUAAUUGCCUAACUUUUGCCAGUUCAGUAACAGAAUGCUGGCACCAGUGUCUUCUUUGACAAGAAGUGUGAGAGGUUCCUGUUUCUCAUGUACCUGCUGUACUCGGCAUUACCCAGCUUUCCACAGUUGGCUACUCUGAUAGGUAGGAGACAAUAUUUCCUUUUACAUCACAUUACUCUAAUGACUUAAAGAAUUUGAGCAUCUCUUCAUAUGCAUUUUAGGUCUUUGGCUUUCCCUUUCUGUGAAUUUUCUCUACAUGCCUUAACCUACUUUUUAUUGUAUUCUUAUCUUUUCUUAUUGAUUUUCUGGAGUUUCUUGAAUAUUUUAGAUACUAGCCCUUUGCUGGUUUUAGUCAAUACGGAUAUCUUCUCCCAGUUUGUUAUCCAUAUGUUAAUUUUUCCAUUUCUACUUAUUUCUACCUACCUUAUGACUUAGUUUUUAGGGAUGUUGUUUAAUAAGCCUUUAGCCACUGCCAGGUCACAAAGGCAUUUUUCAAAGUUAUCUUUUAUGAAUAUCAUAAGCUUAAACUUUCACAUUUAGUCUUUACUGUAGUUGGUAUAAGCCUUUACAUGUGGUGUUAUGUAGAUAUUCAGAUUUGUUUCAUUUCGUUUUGUUCUCUAUAUAGUGAGCUCUUUUAUAUAGCAUCAUGUAGUGAAUAGUCUGUCUUUUCCCAUUCAUUUGUAAUACUACAUCCAAGCUCUCUCUUAAGUUCCUUUGAUCUAUUUUUCAGUGAUUAACCAGUAUUAUAUUGUUUUUCUUACUAUGAUUUCAUGGUAAGAUUUAGAAUCUGCUAAGGCAAGCACUCCCACCAUUGCCUUCUAGAAGUUGACUAAACAAUUUAGGGACCUUUAUUUUCCAUGCAAAUUCUGGGCUUAUUUAUAAAGUAUCUCCAAAAAAAUGCCCAAAUGAGAUUACAUUGACUUUAUAGAUUAUUUAGGGGAAAAUGAAUGCCCCAUCCAAGAGCUUGCAGUGUUUCCCCAUUUAUUUAGAUUGUAUGUCCUUUUAAAAAUCUCUUCAUAGAGGUUUUGAUUAUCCUUUGUCAGAUUAAUUUCUAGAGAUUUUGUAGUUUUGUUGCUAUUUUGAAUUAUAUCCAAUGCUCUGUUAGAUUUUCUGGUUUGUAUUUGUUGUUGUGGAGGAAUGCUAUUGAUUUUUGUAAGUUGGUCUUGGGUCUGGUAACCAUGAUGAACUUAUUUAUUGGUUUAGAUCACUUGAUUUUGUUGGUUUUCUAUAUAGUUGAUCUUAUCAUCUGCAAAUAAUGGCUCCUUUUCAAUUUCUGUCCUUUUUUUUCCUUUUUAUUUCUGUAUAUUAUUAGACAAAAUCCCCAGGACUGUGUGAACAGAACCAGGUAUAGGGAGCAUCCUUGUUUUGUCCUAACUCUUAAGGGAAUAUGGAAAAAGUUUCUUCAUUAAGUAUGAUGGUAGCUGUAGAUUUUUGUUGCUUAAUCUUUUUUUUAAAUGCAAUUUUAUUGAGACAUAUAUUCACAUAACAUACAAUCCUCCAGAGUAUACAAUCAGUUGUUCAUAGUAUCAUCAUAUUGUUGCUUAAUCUUUACCAAGUUAGGGAGUUCCCUUUCUAUUCCUAGUUUGCUAAAGUUUUUAUCAUAAAUAGGCAAAAUUUUAUAACAUACUUUUUCUGCAUCAGUGGAGUUAAUUAUAUGAUUCUUCUUUUGCCUCUUAGUGUAGAGAAUUACUUUGAUUCUCUGAUGUUGAGCCACUUUUUCAGAUAUCAUUUCAGGCAUAAACCCUACUUGAUUAUGAAUUUUUUAAAAAUUCAUUGUUGGAUUUAAUUAACUUUUAAUUAAAAUACCCUUAAUAUUUUGUUUAGGAUAUUUCUGUUACAUUCAUAAAUAAAAUUGGAUUUUUUUAAAAAUCCUUAAUGCCCUUAAGUAGAUUGGGAAUCCAUGGUUCAAGAUAGAAAAGAACUUUCUUCUUGAAAGUUUGUUAAACUUCAACUGUGAAAGCAUCUGAGCCUUUGACUUUGGGGGGGAGAUAAGGGUCAAUGACUAUUUCAAUUUACUCAAUGCUUAUUGGUAUGUUCAAAUUUUCUAUCUAUUCUUAUGCCAAUGUUGGCAUUUCAUAUUUUUCCAGAAAUAUAUCCAUUGCAUCUAGAUUUUUUAAUUUAUUUGUAUAAAUUCUUCCUAAUCUAUAUCAUUUUAAAUCUCUAUUUAGUCUGUGGUUAUUUUCCCUUUUUCACUUUGUAUUUUACUCAUUUGCAUUUUCACUCUUUUGUCCCCCUGAUUAUUCUUAGCAGAAUUUUGUCUGUUAUUUUUCCAAAAACAUAUUUUAAUUUUAGUAUUAAUAAUAAUGAUAAUUGUUCUAUGUAACAUUCAUUUUUACUUUUAUAUUGUUGCUUUCUUGUUCUUUUGGGUUUGAUCUAUUGCCCUUUUUCCAACUUCUUGAUUUGAAUCCUUAGCUUUUUGCUUUUUCAUCCUUUCUUAUUUCCUGAUAAAUGUAUUUAGAAUUAUACAUUUCUCUCCAAGCACAGCUUUGCCUCUGUCCCACAAAUUUUGACAAGCAGUAUUGUUAUAUCUUUUAUUUCUAAGAAUGUUAUGAUUUGCCUAUAUACCUUUCUAACACAGGGUUUUUGUGCUACAUAAUAUUGAGUUUGUAGACCUGAUUUAUCUAUCCUUUUGUUAUUCAUUUCUAACUUAAUUUCACUUCGGUCAGUGCAUAAUUUAUGUGAUAUUAAUUUGGGGGAAUUUCUUGAGACUUCCUUCAUGUCCUGGUUCAUUAAUUUUUAUCAUUAGUUCAUGUUUGCUCUAAAAUAAAGUGAAUUAUACUGUACUGUUAUAAUCUGGAGUAUAGAAGUUAAGAUACAUUUAAUAGUUUGAGCUUUUUAAUUUUAUUAUUCAUAUUUUCUGUAUCCCUGUUUAUCUUUUAUCUGCUUAAUAUAUAGAUUUCAGAGAGAUGUGUGUUAAAGAUUUCUAAAUUCUUUCUCCCAACAGCUCUGCCGAUUGUUACUUUAUGUAUUUUGAAGUUAUAUUCUAAGUGCUUGUACAUUGAUAGUAGAAACAUUGCUUUGCUCCCGAGCUUCUUUUUACAGUAUAUAGUCUUCCUUUUUGUCCCUUAGGAUAUUUGUCUGUCUUUAAUUCUGUCUUUAUCAGAUAUUAAUAUUACAACCCCAGAAUUCUUUGGGUGCAUAAUUGCUAACAUAUCUUUUUCCAUCUUUUUAUUAUUCUAUCCUUGGAUUCUUUUAUUUAUAAUUCAUACAGAUAAGCCAUUUCAUGUAUCAUUUUUUACAUGCUAAUUUGAGGGUCUUAUUAUUUUAAUUUCAUAAAUUUAACUCACUUUCAUUAAUUUUAUGGUAUUAUAGAUCAUUUACUGGGACUUCUUUCUAACAAUUGACACAUAUUUUCUACUUACUGUACUUUUCUGUUUCUUUAUUCUCCUUUCCAGCUUUCCAUUGGAUAGGUUAAGUUUUCUUUAGCUUAUAUAAAAGUUAUAUUCUCUUUUUUUCUUAUGGUGAUUGUUCUUAAUCUAACUUAUGGCUAUUUGCUCAUCGUUCUUUGUUACACCUCCCUAAGCCAAGUGUUUUCAAGUAAUUUACUGUUCUUCCCCUCCCUGCUUUAUUGCAGGAGUUUGUAGACACUGUCUAGAAUUCUAAACAAUAUAGAACUUUCUUUAAUUCUUUCUUUGUCAGAGAGCAAUGAGUUUUACUAAGUAGUCCUUCUAGCUUUUGCAGCAUCUUCUGGCUUUGUUUCUUUUAUUAUUUAAAUACUUCCUCCAAAGCUGUUUUCGUAAUGGGUCUUUUUGUUUCAAACUUUGAGACAUUACAUUCCUGAGAUUAUUUUUGCUUACCUACUCAUUUAAAUGAAAAUAUGGCUGGAUAUUAAACUCUAGAUUCAAAGCCUUUUUUUUUUUUCCUUGAUUACUUAACAAAUACUUUCCCAUUCUCUUCUUCUAUCCAGUGUUGCUUUUGAGAUCUCAAAUGUAUGUUUUAUGCCCUUUCCUUGCUAGGUAACUUGGUAUUUCUUUCUAGAAGGUUUUAGGAUUUUGUUUUAAUAUUUGAUGUUCUUCAACUUCACUAUAAUGUGUACAAAUAAAUAUUUUGCCUUCUCUAUCUUAAUUACAGAGAUGAUGUGGCCUUUCCAGCAAUGCUGCUUCAGGUGGCAUAUGUCUCUCUUUCAUCAAGUUUUAUUCCUCGGGUGUCUAAUUAUUUUGCAUUGUACACUCGUGUUCCCCAAGGAAAAACAGCUGCCCUGACCGAUAACUUUGGUGGGAAGGGCGAAAAUCCAGGCUUUUAUUUGUAUUACUCCCAGGAGAGUAAAGAGAGAAGGAGGAUGAGUCCCAGGGUGAAGAACCCUGAAUAUCUUAGAGCAUCUUUCAACCAGGUAGCUCCUGUGGUCAAGGAGCCGUCUUGACGUUUUAGCACCUGUUUCCACAGCAGGGAGAUGCAGAGGCAGAACUGGAGCCUCUUCCCCAACGUGACCUCCCACAAAUUCUGCCCCCCAACAAAUACACCCUCUUUCUCCUACGAGGUUCUGAAUUUUUCAUAUUGGAACCUUAGAUCCAUACUUCCCUCAACCUUCUGCAGUGUUUCUAGGGUUGAGAAUAUCAAGAAACCAGCUGCCAACUUGUCUGCCUUCUGGUUUCCCACCCCACUGAGUUUCUGAAGUUCAGUGAUUACAGUUUCAGUUUGAGAAUUCUAUCUAGUUCUUCACAUCUGCCUGGUCAUUUUUAAUAGUCAGUUGUUCCUUUGUUAUACAUUGAAUAUCCUCUUUUAUUUCUUUAAAUACAUUAAACAUACAUAUUUAUAUUCCGUAUCUGGUAUUUCCAAAUCAUCAGUCUUUUACCAGUCUGAUUCUGCUGUUUGUUUGUAUCUUUUGACUUUUCCUCAAAAUGAUUUCUUUCCCUAUGACUUUAUUUU
Molecule: messenger RNA, 9247 nt
Organism: Choloepus didactylus (southern two-toed sloth)
Lineage: Eukaryota; Metazoa; Chordata; Mammalia; Pilosa; Megalonychidae
Product: cytochrome P450 7B1
Exons: 6
Coding region: 501-2012 (503 amino acids)
Biological process (GO): bile acid biosynthetic process; cholesterol homeostasis
Molecular function (GO): heme binding; steroid hydroxylase activity; oxidoreductase activity, acting on paired donors, with incorporation or reduction of molecular oxygen
Source: RefSeq, a predicted model, not a curated record